AUGCCGCAUCAGAUGGGCCUGGCCCGACCGCACCUGAUGCGCCUGGGCCGACCGCACCUGAUUAUCCUGGCCCGACCACAGUGCACCACCACCGCACAUGAUUGGCGUGGCCGACCGCAUGCCUCGCCGUCGCACCUGAUUGGCGUGGCCGACCGCAGUGCCUCGCUGCCGCACCUGAUUGGCGUGGCCGACCACAGUGCCUCGCUGCCGCACCUGAUUGGCGUGGCCGACCGCAGUGCCUCGCUGCCGCACCUGAUUGGCGUGGCCGACCGCAGUGCCUCGCUGCCGCACCUGAUUGGCCUGGCCGACCGCAGUGCCUUGCCGCCGCACCUGAUUGGCCUGGCCGACCGCAGUGCCUCGCCGCUGCACCUGAUUGGCCUGGCCGACCGCAGUGCCUCGCCACCGCACCUGAUUGGCCUGGCCGACCGCAGUGCCUCGCCGCCGCACCUGAUUGGCCUCGCCGCUGCACCUGAUUGGCCUGGCCGACCGCAGUGCCUCGCCGCGCACAUGAUUGGCCUGGCCGACCGCAGUGCCUCGCCGCCGCACCUGAUUCGCCUGGCGGACCUCAGCACACCACCGCCGCACCUGAUUCGCCUGGCGGACCUCAGCGCACCUCCGCCGCACCUGAUUCGCCUGGCGGACCUCAGCGCCUCGCCGCCGCACCUGAUUCGCCUGGCGGACCUCAGCGCCUCGCCGCCGCACCUGAUUCGCCUGGUGGACCUCAGCGCCUCGCCGCCGCACCUGAUUGGCCUGGCCGACCGCAGUGCCUCGCCGCAGCACCUGAUUGGCCUGGCCGACCGCAGUGCCUCGCCACAACACCUGAUUGGCCUGGCCGACCGCAGUGCCUCGCCGACGCACCUGAUUGGCCUGGCCGACCGCAGUGCCUCGCCGCCGCACCUGAUUGGCCUGGCCGACCGCAGUGCCUCGCCGCCGCACCUGAUUGGCCUGGCCGACCGCAGUGCCUCGCCGCCGCACCUGAUUGGCCUGGCCGACCGCAGUGCCUCGCCGCCGCACCUGAUUGGCCUGGCCGACCGCAGUGCCUCGCCGCCGCACCUGAUUGGCCUGGCCGACCGCAGUGCCUCGCCGCCGCACCUGAUUGGCCUGGCCGACCGCAGUGCCUCGCCGCCGCACCUGAUUGGCCUGGCCGACCGCAGUGCCACGCCGAAGCACCUGAUUGGCCUGGCCGACCGCAGUGCCUCGCCGCCGCACCUGAUUGGCCUGGCCGACCGCAGUGCCUCGCCGCCGCACCUGAUUGGCCUGGCCGACCGCAGUGCCUCGCCGCCACACCUGAUUGGCCUGGCCGACCGCAGUGCCUCGCCGCCGCACCUGAUUGGCCUGGCCGAACGCAGUGCCGCGCCGCAGCACCUGAUAGGCCUGGCCGACCGCAGAGCCUCGCCGCCGCACCUGAUAGGCCUGGCCGACCGCAGAGCCUCGCCGCCGAACCUGAUAGGCCUGGCCGACCGCAGAGCCUCGCCGCCGCACCUGAUUGGCCUGGCCGACCGCAGUGCCUCGCCGCCGCACCUGAUUGGCCUGGCCGACCGCAGUGCCUCGCCGCCGCACCUCAUUGGCCUGGCCGACCGCAGUGCCUCGCCGCCGCACCUGAUAGGCCUGGCCGACCGCAGAGCCUCGCCGCCGCACCUGAUUGGCCUGGCCGACCGCAGUGCCUCGCCGCCGCACCUGAUUGGCCUGGCCGACCGCAGUGCCUCGCCGCCGCACCUGAUUGGCCUCGCCGCCGCACCUGAUUGUGCCCCGCCGCCGCUCCUGCUUGCCCUGGCCGACCGCAGUGCCCCGCCGCCGCUCCUGCUUGCCCUGGCCGACCGCAGUGCCCCGCCGCCGCACCUGAUUGGCCUGGCCGACCGCAGUGCCUCGCCGCCGCACCUGAUAGGCCUGGCCGACAUCAGUGCCUCGCCGCCGCACCUGAUUGGCCUGGCCGAAAGAAGUGCCUGGCUGCCUCACCUGAUUGGCCUGGCCGACCGCAGUGCCUCGCCGCCUCACCUGAUUGGCCUGGCCGACCGCAGUGCCGCGCCGCCGCACCUGGUUGGCCGGGCCGACCACAGUGCCUCGCCGCCGCACCUGAUUGGACUCGCCGCCGCACCUGACUGGCCUGGCCGAUCGCAGUGCCUCGCCGCCGCACCUCAUUGGCCUGGCCGACCGCUGUGCCUUGCCCCCGCACCUGAUUGUGCCACGCCGCCGCACCUGAUUGGCCUGGCCGACCGCAGUGCCCCGCCGCCGCACCUGAUUGGCCUGGCAGACCGCAGUGCCCCGCCGCCGCACCUGAUUGGCCUGGCCGACCUCAGCGCCUCGCCGCCGCACCUCAUUCGCCUGGCGGACCUCAGCGCCUCGCCGCCGCACCUGAUUGGCCUGGCCGACCGCAGUGCCUUGCCCCCGCACCUGAUUGGCCUGGCCGACCGCAGUGCCUCGCCGCCCCACCUGAUUGACCUGGCCGACCGCAGUGUCCCGCCGCCGCACCUGAUUGGCCCGGCCGACCGCAGUGCCACGCCGCCGCACCUGAUUGGCCUGGCCGACCGCAGUGCCCCGCCGCCGCACCUGAUUGGCCUGGCAGACCGCAGUGCCCCGCCGCUGCACCUGAUUGGCCUGGCCGACCGCAGUGCCUCGCCGCCGCACCUGAUUGGCCUGUCCGACCGCAGUGCCUCGGCACCGCGCCUGAUUGGCCUGUGA
This is a messenger RNA of Schistocerca serialis cubense, 2679 nucleotides long. Its product is annotated as proline-rich protein 36-like. The coding region runs from base 1 to 2679 and encodes 892 amino acids. The transcript has 4 exons. The record is from RefSeq and is a predicted model, not a curated record. NCBI's taxonomy places the organism in Eukaryota, Metazoa, Arthropoda, Insecta, Orthoptera, Acrididae.